AUGUCAAAUGACGUAGCAAAAUGUGAUUUACAAUUAUUAUGUGAAAAUUUAUCAAAAGCAAAUUCAUUUUAUGAAUCGACUGUUAUACGAAUGCUUUCAAUGACCCUCUCCGAUAAUGUGCUUUUAUCAUCAAGACCACACAUGACGUUAGACGAUGAUACAAAUUCCAUAUUUGAUUUUGAACGAUCUUAUUGUGACAUACGCUCAUCGAUUAUCCAACAAUUUUAUUUGUUAAUUCACACAUUAAAUAAUUUUGAUUUAGGCUUAAUAAGUCUUGAUCUUAUGGGAAAAAGAAUGCUAUCAAUCAUAUCGAAACGUUUGAAUACAAUUGGUUCCAAAAUAAACGAUAUUGUACAGUCUUGUUUUGAUGUUGAUAGUCAAACAUUAUGGUGUCAUAUUCUGACACGAUCUGUUCGCUGGUUUUUUACACUCGAUGAAAAUGAAUGGGAACCUCGACUAAAUGAAUUAUUAUGGCGUGAUGGUUUUAAUGAAAAAAUAUUUGUACGAUUUCAACAUGUUAUUAAAUUUGUUUGUAUACGUUUAAACAGUGACAAUAAUAAAAAGAUAAAAAAGUUAGAUGAAGAAAUUUCUAUUUUACAAUAUUUAGCCAGUACAUUAAUUACAUCACCACCACCCUUACCGAGAAUGUUUUUUCAAAAAUUACAAAAAAACAAUCACUAA
Molecule: messenger RNA, 681 nt
Organism: Didymodactylos carnosus
Lineage: Eukaryota; Metazoa; Rotifera; Eurotatoria; Philodinida; Philodinidae
Source: the annotation of a GenBank genome assembly